Molecule: messenger RNA, 5280 nt
Organism: Podospora bellae-mahoneyi
Lineage: Eukaryota; Fungi; Ascomycota; Sordariomycetes; Sordariales; Podosporaceae
Gene: SWR1
Product: swr1 complex component
Exons: 1
Coding region: 1-5280 (1759 amino acids)
Biological process (GO): chromatin remodeling
Cellular component (GO): Swr1 complex
Molecular function (GO): histone binding; ATP hydrolysis activity; ATP-dependent chromatin remodeler activity
Source: RefSeq, a predicted model, not a curated record
AUGACAGAGAUCGCGUCGCCGAGCCCAACACACGCUCUUCCGCCUGCCACUAACGGCGACACCAAUGGCCACCACCAUGACGAACCAUCAUGCACCACCCAUCCCGAGCCCGUCGACCUCGACCUCGAACCGCCAGAGACGAAGGAUUCAUCCAGCGAAAUUAGUGAAUUCGAGGAUGAUGAACAGGUCCUGGCCAAGCUCGAUCAGAUGAAACAAAAUGCCAUCAACCAGGCUCCCAAAAGCAACGGCAUCGACCAUGCCCACGACACCCCCUCCACCGAUGAUGGGCCACCUGCCAAGCGUCGACGAGUCCGAGAUACGACCCCAAAUAAUACCAUCAGGAAGCCCAAGGUCGAAUCCCCGCCAUGGAAGAAGGUUGAGGCCGAAGGGCCAACCAGGUUGAUAGCAGAGGAUGGCCGUCGCAAAUCGGGGCGCAUCAACCUCGUGAACUUGGAGCAGGACAAGCGAACGCCACGGGGAAAUAAUCAAGCCAGUCCUCCGCGAAGAGGGCGUGGGCAAGCUAAUGGUUCUGCAAGUGCAAACAGCUCAACCCCCGCUUCGGGAGGCGCAUCGAAGCGUCCGAUACCCUCCAGCAAACAGGCAGCAUCCAAGGCUUCCAUGUCCAAACCUCCACCCCGGAAAUCGAUGACCCAGGAAGUCCGAUCAAGUGCACGAAGUCGUCGACGAUCCACAUCCCCAAGGCGACCCACCACGCCUACGAGACAAUCACUUGGCACCCGCCGCUCCACGCGUCGUCUUCGAGAUAAUGACGAUGACGAUGACAGUACCUCCCCAGCCGCUAUGGAAUUCACCCCCCGUAUCAAACUCCGCCGCCCACCCCUGACAGAGCUACCUUUGGUCCAUCGGGACCAAGCAAAUCUACGACCAAAGCUCGGCCCGUCUUUCGAAGAAUACGUCGUGCGAGCAGCCAAUAUUCCUGUGGAAGAGGGAGGGCUGUUGAUCACCGCCGAAGAUGGACCUCGAUACACUGAUAAGCUCGUGCAAGAGGAUGCCUCCAUCAUUUUGCGGGUCGAAAAGGAGGUAGAACCAGGCGGGUUGCUGGCGGAGGAGAGAUGUUCGGUAUUCGAGCCAGAAGCGGAGGAGGAACCACCACGGCAAUGGGCACAUCUGGAUCACCUUACAAGGGCUAUGAGCAACUUUCGUAAGUUGAUGCUUAAUGAGCAGCAGCGACAUCGUGCCACAGCAAAGAGGAUAGCCCUUGCAUGCGAGGCUGAAUGGAGGCGGCGAAAUCCGCAACCCAAAACAGCUGAAGAGAUUGAGUUUGAGGAGCGAGAGAAGAGCAAGGCACGGUGGAGGCAAGUUGGGAAGGCAAUAGUGGGGACAUGGGAGAACGUCAGGAUAGAGGUCAACCGUCGACGGCUUGUGGAAUGGGAGGCUGAGGAGCAGCGGCGCGUCAAGGCUGCGCUGAACCAAGCAGUCAAUUUGUCGGAACAAAAGCUGCAAGCCAGGCAAACACAGUACGAUGCUGAGGAAAUAUCAGGCGAGGACGACGAUGAUGACGAAGAUAUGGACUCGGAUAUGGAUGACGAAGAGGACAUCUCUGAUGUUUCUGAGUCUGAUAAGGGUUCAGAGGCUGAUGAUGAGAGCAACAUGUCGUCGUCGGAAGAUGAUGAUGAUAAGGAAUCUGUUCUGUCCGAUGAAGGCUUGACGCAAGACCAACUACGUGAGAAAUACGCCAACCUACCGGUGUUGGAGUCAAAGGAGGUCGAUGAUUCGAAAACAGAUGUGGGCACAACGCCGGCCGACACUCCACAUGGUGGUCCAACUGAUAUGGACACCAGCGAUGAAUCGGUAGACAUGGAUGACGACCUUGGCUCAAGUGAGGAGGAAGAAGAAGACGAAGGCAGUGAGGAGUCGGAUGACGAACCUGCUGGGCUACUAUCCUUGUUCUUCAAAAAGUCUGAGUUGAAGAAACUUGAGGUGGAGGCUGCGCCUGAGGAACCCUCAGCUGAAGGCGAUGGAGAUGUGGAGAUGGCCGACGUUGAUCCUUCAGAUGCCCCCGCGCUAACGGAGGAAGGGGGUUCUGUGAUGCCAGCAUCUGAGGCGAUUUCAACAGCUGCUGAAGCAGGCGAACCAAUGAGUGGUGUGUUGGCAGAGGUUCUGGUAGAGAAUCCACAGUCUGCGACAGCAACUGCCACUGCUGAACAUCCACCACCACAAGUCGACGUGUCCGCCACUAAGUCUACAGCGUCAGUGUCUCCAAUACCUCCACCAGCCGAUGUACAGCCCGUUGAUGAAGCUCGUACCUUCGCCAGCCAAGCACAGCCAGUUGCCACCAGGGUCAAAUCAGAGCAUGAUGUCGAUGUGUCGAUGGUAGACGCACCUAUAGUAGACGAAGCCCUCGAUGCCCAGUCCACGGCAGCCAACCAUCAGCAUAGCCCCGAGACGGAGCCAAUGACCAAUGCCCACAGUGUAUCUAGAAGCCAAUCGCCAAGGACAUCCGACGACACCAAACCAACUGACGCAGAAACGCCCGUAUCGACAUCACAGCUCAAUGCCGCAAAAUCUGACAGCAGAGAGCUCACUCCACAGCAAGAUGCCCCAAAGACAGAAAUACCCUUUCUGCUUCGUGGAACGCUGCGUGAGUAUCAACAUCACGGGCUGGAUUGGCUGGCAGCCCUUUAUGCCAACAACACCAACGGAAUUCUCGCCGAUGAAAUGGGCCUGGGCAAGACCAUCCAGACCAUCGCGUUGCUGGCGCAUCUGGCAUGCCAUCACGAAGUGUGGGGUCCACAUCUCGUCAUUGUCCCAACAAGUGUCAUGCUCAACUGGGAGAUGGAGUUCAAGAAGUGGUGUCCUGGCUUCAAAAUUCUCACCUACUAUGGUAACCAAGAAGAGCGCAAGAGAAAACGACAGGGGUGGACCAAUGAUGACGUGUGGAACGUUUGCAUCACAUCAUAUCAAAUGGUGCUCCAAGACCAACAGGUGUUCCGGCGCAGGCGAUGGCAUUACAUGAUUCUCGACGAGGCUCACAACAUCAAGAACUUCAAAUCUCAGCGGUGGCAAACACUGCUUGGCUUCAACACGCAGGCUCGUUUGCUCCUGACGGGUACCCCUCUGCAAAACAAUCUGACAGAGCUCUGGUCACUUCUUUACUUUCUUGCCCCCCCCGAAAAUGGCGAGGGAGGCUUCGUUGAUCUCAGGGAGUUUCAUAAUUGGUUCUCUAGGCCAGAAUCACAAAUCCUUGAGAGCGGACGAGAGCAACUGGAUGAUGAAGCACGGGCUAUCAUCUCCAAGCUCCACAAGGUCCUUCGACCAUACCUCCUCCGCCGUCUGAAAGCCGAUGUCGAGAAACAGAUGCCGGCCAAGUACGAGCAUGUCGAGUUCUGUCGUCUUUCCAAACGCCAGAGAGAACUCUACGAUGGCUUCUUGUCCCGGGCUGACACCCGUGAGACCUUGUCAUCUGGCAACUACAUGUCUAUCAUUAACUGUCUGAUGCAACUGAGGAAGGUCUGCAACCAUCCGGAUCUCUUCGUUGAUCGCCCUAUCAUGACUUCGUUCCGCAUGCAACGUUCUGUUGCAGCUGAUUACGAGAUCAACGAGCGUAUUGUCAGGAAGAAGUUGUUGGCCGAGAAGCUGAUGAGCACAGUAAGCCUCAGCUUCCUCAACAUGAUCCCAACACAGUACGAGGACAUGUCCACGUCCCAUGCCGAUCGCAUCGCUCAGCUUAGCGCGCUCCGUAUCUUUCCCGAUCUGAGAGAUGCGCAAAAGAUUCGGGCCAACAACGCUUACCAUAACCUGGAUCCAGCGUCUGUCAAGUCAAAUAUUGUGUAUCUUGAGAGCGCCGCCCGGUGGGGUCGGUUUGAAGAGCUUCAGCAUUGCGUCUAUCUGAACGCCCUCCGUCGUCAACAACGUCCCAUUUACGGGAAGCGUCUUGUCGAGAUGCUAACGCUCGACACUCAUCGUCGACCAUACAAGCAGCGACCAAAGCUCCCUCAAAAGAUUAUGAGCUGGUUUGAAGAGGAUCUGCACUUCUUGCACAGUGCAAUCCCUACUCUUCAACAACGAGCAGAGUCGAUGGAGACGACCAUCACCAAGUUUGCAUGUGUCACUCCGGCAGUGGUCACUGGUGAUUUGAACAGGUUCCUACUUGGGGAAAAGGGCAUCCAAGCAUUCCAGGAGGCAGAUAUGAGGCUUUCAGCACCAGUCAAGUAUGCUCCCUACAUGCCCAAGGAGCGGCCUGUUGAUCCUUGGCACGAGGCCCGGAUGCGCCUCAGCAUCCAGUUCCCCGACAAGCGUCUCCUCCAGUACGACUGCGGCAAGCUCCAAGCGUUGGACAAGCUCCUGCGCAGGUUGCAUGCCGGCGGUCACCGAGCACUUAUCUUUACCCAAAUGACAAAGGUUCUCGACAUUCUAGAGCAGUUCCUCAACAUUCAUGGCCACAAAUAUCUGCGUCUUGAUGGUGCAACAAAGGUUGAACAGCGUCAAAUUUUGACGGACCGCUUCAACCACGACACUCGAAUCACUUGCUUCAUUCUUUCAACCCGUUCCGGCGGUCUUGGUAUCAAUUUAACGGGUGCCGACACAGUCAUUUUCUAUGACCAAGACUGGAACCCGGCCAUGGACAAACAAUGUCAAGAUCGAGCUCAUCGUAUCGGUCAGACCCGCGAUGUGCAUAUUUACCGUCUUGUUAGCGAACACACCAUCGAAGCCAACAUCCUCCGCAAAGCCAGCCAGAAGCAAAUGCUCGACGACGUUGUCAUUCAAGAGGGCGAGUUCACCACGGAUUACUUCAACAAGAUCUCUGUUCGCGACGUCAUUACCACAAGCGGAGAGAUUUGUGCCAACGAAAACGACGUUGCCGCCAACGCCGCCAUGGAUAGGGUCCUUGGCGGCGUGGAGAGCACCAACCCGCGCAACGUCGGCCGUGUACUCGAGCAGGCAGAAGACAAGGAGGAUGUCGCUGCGGCGAGAGUGGCCGAGAAGGAAAUCCAGGAAGAUGAGGCUGACUUUUCGGAGCAGCAGCCUUCUGGGGUGUCGAGUGCAAGGAAUGGUACACCACGUGAAGGGACGGAGCCACCGAUAUCAGCAACGACGAAGCCGUCUGGUCUUGGGCUGUUUUCUGAGUCUGCUGAUGAUGGCGAAGUUGUGGAAGUGGAAGAAAAGGAGGUAGAAUACAAUGCUUGGGGGGAGAGGAUGCAGACUAUUGACGAUUAUAUGCUCAAGUUUAUGACGGCUGCGCUGGAAGGGACGCCGUUGGAUCUGCCAAAGGAUAAGAAGAAGAGUAAGAAGAAGGGGAAGGAUACAAGGAAGAGGUAG